Molecule: messenger RNA, 2347 nt
Organism: Oryza brachyantha (malo sina)
Lineage: Eukaryota; Viridiplantae; Streptophyta; Magnoliopsida; Poales; Poaceae
Product: anaphase-promoting complex subunit 7
Exons: 18
Coding region: 91-1776 (561 amino acids)
Biological process (GO): cell division
Molecular function (GO): protein binding
Source: RefSeq, a predicted model, not a curated record
AGCGGAGUGCGCUGAGCUCAUCUCCGAACCAAACUACGAAUUCCAAUUCAAAACUCUUCCCGAGUCGCCUCGCCGUCGCCGUCGCCGGAGAUGGAGGCGGCGCGGGAGUCAAUGGCGGCGCUCGUCGACGCCGGCCUCUACGACUGCGCCCAGACUCUCGGAUGCUUUCUCGUGUCUUCGGCGCCUGUGAGUAAUGAGGCCGGCAUGUCCAUGAAGGUGGAGAGCUUGGUUCUGCAUGGCGAUGCUUUGCAUGGAGAGAGAGAAUUUCGCAGGGCACUGAGUGCCUACAAGCAAGCUAUGCAAUACAGCAAAAGCAUCCCUAGACAAGCAACAAGUAGCACCAGAAGCUCAGCAACCCCCACCGGCCGGUCUCCUUCUCCAAAUUCUUCAAGUCUUGCAGCACUUAAUGAAAAUGAGGUGAAAUUUAAAAUUGCACUCUGCCAUUCUGCUCUACGUGAGCACCGUGAAGGACUUCAAGAGAUGGAAGGGAUUCCUUCUAAAGUGAGGACUCUAAAAAUGAAUCUGAUGUUAGGGAAACUAUAUCGGAUAUCCAGAAAUAACCGUGCAGCUGCUGUAUGUUAUAAAGAAUGUCUGAGGCAAUGCCCUUAUGUUUUUGAGGCUAUUACAGCUUUGGCUGAAAUGGGGCUUUCUUCAAAGGAGUUCUCUUUGAUAUUCUCACAAGCACCAAAUCGAGGAGGCAAGGCACCAGGUGACUCUUUAGAUGCACAACGUUGGUGGAACCGCUAUGUUGAGGCCCAAUGUUGCAUUGCUUCACAUGAUUAUAAAGGUGGCCUUGACAUAUAUGUAGACUUAAUGCAGCGAUUCCCAAACAAUGUGCACAUCUUGUUGGAAAUUGCUAAGGUUGAAGCCAUCAUAGGUAGAAAUGAUGAAGCUACCAUGAACUUUGAGAAGGCUCGGUUAAUUGAUCCAAACAUCAUGACAUAUAUGGACGAGUAUGCAAUUCUCCUAAAGUCAAAAUCUGACUACACAAAACUUAACAAAUUGGUUCAUGAUAUGCUGCAUAUUGACCCUGCGAGACCAGAAACAUGUCUUGCUCUUGCAGCAUUGUGGGAAAGAAAAGAUGAAAGAAAAGCUUUGACAUAUGCUGAAAAGAGCCUUCGAGUUGAUGAUAGACAUAUAACUGGGUAUAUCAUGAAGGGGAAUCUUCAUCUUCUGUUGAACCGACCUGAUUUGGCAGUCACAGACUUCAGGGGAGCUCAAGAACUAAGGGCUGAUCUUCGCUCUUAUCAGGGUUUGGUGCGUGCUUAUCUAGCACUCUCUAAAUGCAAAGAUGCAUUAUUCACUGCACGCGAAGCAAUGAAAGUUAUGCAUCAGUCUGCAAAAGCUCUCAAGUUAGUUGGUGAUGUGCAUGCUAUCAGUUCCAGUGGGAGAGAGAAGGCUAGGAAGUUCUACGAAUCUGCUAUUCGUCUUGAACCUGGAUUUCUUGGAGCUGCAUUGGCUUUGGCUGAUUUACAUGUUGCUGAAGGACGAAAUAAGGAUGCAGUAUUGCUGCUUGAAAGAUAUCUAAGACAGUGGGCAGAUGAUUCCCUACACAUCAAGUUGGCUCAAGUAUUUGCUGCAACUAAUAUGCUUUCUGAUGCACUUUCCCACUAUCAAUCUGCUCUAAGGAUAAACCCACAUAAUGAAGCCGCAAAGAAAGGAUUGGAGCGCCUAGAGAAGCAAAUGAAGGGAGUAGACCCAGACGCUCCUGAAGAGGAUGAAGAGAACGAAGCCGACGACGUUGAUGGCGACCAAGACGACCCUGAACUGUUGUAGAAAAACAUGGCCGGCUCACGUGAACCUAAGGCACCACCUCUUACAAGCUUUUUCAACUUCGAAGGCUCAUCCAUAUCUAAAGCUGCUGCCGCAGCAUGAGAGCCUCCUUCCAUUGCCAUAUGAACAAGCAAGUCAGUAACCGGGAAGGCACGGCAACUGGAAGACGACGACGGCUUGCUCUCUUACUGCGUGAGUUCUCUUGCUUACGCGAAUCCUUGUUGUAGUGUAGCAAUGCUCACUGUACUUUACUGCUCUAGUGCUUGGGAUAUCAAGAGUAGCAAUGUUUGUGAACUGAAUUUGCUGGCUUCAAUUCAAACUCAAAGUAUUCUCUUCAAAUCUGUCCCAUGAUGGUAUACUCUAUAGCAAUGAGAUUUUUUACUAUUUUUAAAAUGGCACAUGGAGAUAUCACAUUUUCUAGUGUAAAAACUCGAUUCUUCAAACCGUUAGACAAUUUGAUAUCUGAAGGUAUUUUUCCAGUAAAAUUUCCGGUCAUAUUAUUGUACAUGUAUAUGCAUGUCAUGGUGCAAAAAAAAAAGGUUGCAUAUACGUACGUACUUACAUCUGCGCAGUG